GUGGGGACAAAAAUGAGGAGGAAAACUUCAUCUCUAUGACCCACGGACCAGAGAACCAGAGAAAAGGACGCGGAGGAAACUUCCUGCGCCGAGGCCGACGUCUCGACCACGAUCCGACUCACGGGAAGAAGCUCCAACCAGCGGAGACGCCAUGUCCUCGCCCCCCCUCCCCAUGCCCUCCCUGCCCCCCAGCCCGCUCGCCAUGGAGUACCUCAACGACUUUGACCUCCUGAAGUUCGAGGUGAAACCGGACACUCCGCCGUGCGUCUACCCCAAGUCCGACCUCGCCCGCGACCCCUCCAGCUCGCCGUACACCGGCCGCCCCCCGCCAGACUCCAGCCUGAACUCCAGCCCCUACGACUCGCUGCCGCCCUCGCCCACCCUCAGCGACGCCCACCCGCCGCCCUCGAGCUCCUCCUCGUCCUCCUCCGUCUCCUUCCCGCUCUCCAUCUCCAACAGCUUCACCUCGGGCAUCAGCUCCGGCUCCCAGGGCCACGCGGAGGGCAGCCCGGCCCACGCCGGGCCCCCGGGCGCCGGCCCGCCCUCGCUGGAGGACCUCAUCUGGCUGGCGGCGCUGCAGCAGCAGUUUGGUGGCGAGGUGGCGGGGCCCGCUAACUUGCUGGGGGCCCUGGGGGGAGGGCCGGAGCGGGGGGGGGACAGGGAGAGGGGGCCGGUCAACGGAUUCAUGGGCUGCGAGGACGCCGUGGAGGCGCUGCUCAACUCGGCCGCGGCAGCCGUCAGCUCGCAGUUCCCAGGUCUUUCCCAGAGUUCGAGCAGCAACCUGGGAGACUCCAGCAGCGACAGCGGCGCCGACAUCUCCUGCCCCAAAGGGACGGACAUGUGCCACCGCCCGCUUGUCUUCCUCCCGUCCGGCGCUCCGAACGCCGGCGCCUCCGCCGGUUACCCACAAUCCCUCAGCCCCCAGGGACGCCUUCAUCACCACCAGCAUCACCAUCACCAUCCGCACCAUCCCAUGCAUGGCAGCCAUCACCACCACCACCACCCACAAAUCAAUCAGUGCGGGGGGAACGACCGCUUCUCCGACGAGCAGCUGGUGAGCCUGUCGGUCCGGGAGCUCAACCGACACCUGCGCGGCGUCAGCAAGGACGAGGUCGUGCGCCUGAAGCAGAAGCGCCGCACGCUGAAGAACCGCGGCUACGCGCAGUCCUGCCGCUACAAGCGCCUGCAGCACCGCCACGCUCUGGAGUCGGAGAAACACGUGCUCACGCAACAGCUGGAUCAGCUGCAGUGUGAGCUGACUCGAGUGCUGAGGGAGAGGGACGCCUACAAGGCGCGCUACGAGAAGCUCCUCGCCACCAACCACGGAGACGCCCCGCCGCCGCCGCCGCCCCCCCGCUCCGGCAACCCACCUUCCCCGCCCCCCGACUACUUCCUCUGAGCUCAACCCACGGAGGGGUGGGGGGGGUGCCGGGGGUGCCGGGGGGAUGAGUAAUCGGACCUGGGGAGGACAAACAGGGACGGGUGUAUGAGAGAGACACAUAGCGAGAGACAGAGAGGGACACAACUGUGGAAUCCGCUCCUGAGUGAUGGAGGGGGGACGCGACUGGGGGCUUUUUGCUUCCCUGUGACGGACACUCGCAGAGACAAGAGGAAGCUUUAUCUUUAAACUGGGCCGCUGGUCCCUGAGUAGUUGUAGGAGCGCGGCCCUGCUGCCGUUUGGGUUCGAUUCCCACAGAGAGCUGAAGCUGCCGUUUGGGUUCGAUUCCCACAGAGAGCUGAAGCUGCCGUUUGGGUUCGAUUCCCACAGAGAGCUGAAGCUGCCGUUUGGGUUCGUUUCCCACAGAGAGCUGAAGCUGCCGUUUGGGUUCGUUUCCCACAGAGAGCUGAAGCUGCCGUUUGGGUUCGAUUCCCACGGAGAGCUGAAGCUGCCGUUUGGGUUCGAUUCCCACAGAGAGCUGAAGCUGCCGUUUGGGUUCGAUUCCCACAGAGAGCUGAAGCUGCCGUUUGGGUUCGUUUCCCACAGAGAGCUGAAGCUGCCGUUUGGGUUCGAUUCCCACGGAGAGCUGAAGCUGCCGUUUGGGUUCGAUUCCCACGGAGAGCUGAAGCUGCCGUUUGGGUUCGAUUCCCACAGAGAGCUGAAGCUGCCGUUUGGGUUCGAUUCCCACAGAGAGCUGAAGCUGCCGUUUGGGUUCGAUUCCCACAGAGAGCUGAAGCUGCCGUUUGGGUUUGAUUCCCACAGACAGCUGAAGCUGCCGUGACGGAUCCACGCCAUGCGCUUGGUUUGCCGGCUAAUGUUUCACAGUUGCCUACUAAAGUGUUUGAAGCUCACCGAGACCAAAAAGUGAUUCUUUGUAAAUUGAAUGAUUCUGGAUUGAAGAAUGUACGGGGGGGGUGUUGGGGGGGAGGCUCAUUGGAGACGUUUCUAAGCUUCCGUUUGCUCUUCUUUGGCUGCUCACGCUGGAGUGGAGGAGAGGGAAGGAGCGUGGAUUCGCGUGCUUGUGUCUGCUUCUCCGGAAGCAGUUUUUUGGGGGGAACACCUCCAUAACUCAGACGACCACCGUGCUGAUGAAACAUUGGCGGCACCACAGAGCUGGUCACCGUGGACUCUGGGAACGCAACAGACGAUUUAACGGUGCAGGGAUUUAAAAAAGAUAAAUGACAUAAAUCUCCUUCUUAACUGUCCCAUAAAAUCAAAUCAAAUGCAUUAGAGCUAUUUAUUUUGUUUGGGUGUAGGUUAAAAACAUUGUUCUUUUAUUUAUUCACUUAUUUAUUCAGUAUUUAUUGUUUAUUUAUGUACUGAUUGUGAUUAUUUUUCCAGUUACUGGUUUUAUUUUAGCGUGUAUUUUUUAACUUUUCCUACAGUUCAUUGCUUUAUUCCACCUGUGGUUAGAAUGAACAUAAUUGCGGACGCCAGGUGGGCGUUGCCACAGCUUUCCUGUUGUAGUGCGGUUCCACAUGCAGAUGAAAUAAAACAAGUACUCCUCCA
This is a messenger RNA of Gasterosteus aculeatus aculeatus (three-spined stickleback), 2947 nucleotides long. RefSeq names its product neural retina leucine zipper (gene nrl). Gene Ontology annotation, molecular function: DNA-binding transcription factor activity, RNA polymerase II-specific; RNA polymerase II cis-regulatory region sequence-specific DNA binding. The record is from RefSeq and is a predicted model, not a curated record. Gene Ontology annotation, biological process: regulation of transcription by RNA polymerase II. NCBI's taxonomy places the organism in Eukaryota, Metazoa, Chordata, Actinopteri, Perciformes, Gasterosteidae. Gene Ontology annotation, cellular component: nucleus.